Messenger RNA from Solea solea (common sole), 8857 nucleotides. RefSeq names its product protein tyrosine phosphatase receptor type Ja (gene ptprja). Lineage: Eukaryota; Metazoa; Chordata; Actinopteri; Pleuronectiformes; Soleidae. The transcript has 37 exons. Bases 312 to 7514 code for a protein of 2400 amino acids. Gene Ontology annotation, molecular function: protein binding; protein tyrosine phosphatase activity. The record is from RefSeq and is a predicted model, not a curated record. Gene Ontology annotation, biological process: protein dephosphorylation.
UCAGGCUGUGACACCGAGCUCGGGGGGUGAUAGUGAAGCAGAGCUGCUGGACUGAGGAUGAGAGGAGUGGCAACACUCUCCACCAAACUUCCCCCUUUGCCGCACCAGGUCUCCGCUCCUCCUCGUUAAACUGCGCAACAACGGCAAAAACAGAGGUUUUCAACUUUCUCUCAGAGUUCAAUAACUCAUUUGUUGACAGUAUCCGUGUGGGAAGUUUUUUUGUUUGUUUGUUUUUAUUAAGCGACGACAAAGUUUGGACAUGACAACACUCAGGUGGUAGAGGAGACACUUGGGUGUUUGAGUGAAGCGUCAUGAAGCCACAGCUGCUGUGCGCCGGCGUCUCUCUGUGGUCUCUGCUGGUCUUCAGCGUACUCAAGAGCUCCAAUGCAGUAUGUGCUGAGAGGCAAUGUUACAGCAAUGAAACAGAAUCUUUGACAGCAACAACGACAGAAAUCAUCUUUGUAUCCAGACCAAACUGCGCUCUGUCUAUUGGGGACAGUAUCACUGGAAAUGGCUCGCUAACUGGUCUGAGCCCUGGAACUGUCCACCAAAUCCUCUUAAGCUGUCUGCAGUGCUGUAAAGAGAUCACAAUGAAACCAGGUCAAAUUGAUCAGCCCAAUGUGACAUCAACAACCUCCUCCAUCUCUCUGAACUGGGCUCCGCCUCCUGGUCAGGUGUUUAUGUACAGGUUGGAGUGGCACAGUGGAGGAACACCAGUGGCCAGAAACACAACUGACACCUUUGCUGUGCUGUCAGACCUGAACUCUGGCACUGAAUACACAAUCACAGUCACUGCACUCGCUGCAGAUACUGAGACACAAGGAGACCCUCGCACUGUCACCCAGUUCACAAAACCAGGUCAAAUUGAUCAGCCCAAUGUGACAUCAACAACCUCCUCCAUCUCUCUGAACUGGGCUCCGCCUCCUGGUCAGGUGUUUAUGUACAGGUUGGAGUGGCACAGUGGAGGAACACCAGUGGCCAGAAACACAAUUGACACCUUUGCUGUGCUGUCAGACCUGAACUCUGGCACUGAAUACACAAUCACAGUCACUGCACUCGCUGCAGAUACUGAGACACAAGGAGACCCUCGCACUGUCACCCAGUUCACAAAUCCAAACCCUGUAUCGAGCGUUGAAGCCUUCCCUGAAUCCACCACCUCAGUCAAAGUGAAAUGGUCAUUCCCACUAGGAGCCCAGCAUUAUUACCAAUAUCAGAUUAACACCUACAGCACAACAGGAACACUUCUCAAUUCAACAAACGUCCAGGAUAACAACACUGAUGUACUGCACCUGCAGCCAGGAGUUAAAUAUAAUAUUAGUGUCAAGACAAUAGCAGCGCCAGGAAGCGAAUCUACAGAGAAAUGGACAUACAGUUACACAAUACCUGGAGCAGUGACCAACCUCACAGUGAGUGAUGUGAACACAACAGCAAUCCAGCUGACCUGGAUCAGACCAAGUGACUAUAAGACUUCCUACUCCUACCUGCUGGUGGCGUUCCAGAGUGCCACAGAGAUUCGGAGGAAUCAAACAGAGGGGGAGACAUUUACCUUCAUCCACCUGACCCCUGGAGAACUGUACACAUUUCAUGUGUUUACAGAUGUGGAGGGGGUCAAGUCUACAGGGCUAAACGUGUCAAGAUACACAAUUCCUAACCCACCUGGUCCCAUCGCAGUGGAGUCUCAGACUGUCCGGUCCAUCAACUUCACCUGGCCAAUUCCAGACGACAUGAAUCAUGGUCUUUACAACUUCAGUGUGUCCACCAUUCAGGGCUCCUCUCUGAUUAAAGACAACUGGUUCCUGUUGGACAAUCUUGAGUCUGGAAGCCCCUACAACAUCUCUGUUGUUACUGUAGGUGCAUGGAACGACAAGAGCACUGCAGUGAUGGCAAAGAACUAUACAAGACCAUCUUCUGUAACUAAUCUGAGACAGACAGAUAUCACAACAGAUGCAGUGACCUUGUUGUGGGAGCAGCCGCAUAGCAAACCUCACUACUCAUAUGUGGUGCAGUCUUCCAAUGUCUCCUCCCAUUCCGAAGUAGUAGUUUCAGUCAACACAAGCACAAUAACUGGACUCUUGUCUGGGAGCAACUACAGCUUCACAGUCACUACACAGACAACAGAUGGCACUCAGGCAGCUCCUGUGACAGUCUUCUUCUUUACACGGCCUUAUGGUGUCGAGCAGCUGAGAAUUGAGCGCUUAAACACAACAACCAUCCAUGUGGUUUGGGGAAAACCAGAGCAGUACAAGAGUGAAUAUCAGUAUCGGGUUCAGACGACAGGCUGUGGCUCCCAAAACAAAACUGUCCGAGAAGAAGCUGCCCAGAUCUCAGAGCUCACUCCUGGGACAAACUGCACCCUCUGUGUUUUUGUCAUUGCAGUGAAUGGCAUUGAAGGGGAUGCUAACUGCGUCUUGCAGCAAACUCAUCCUGAGUCAGUACAAACCAGUAUCUCCAGCCAGGGCUCCAACAGUUCAGUCCUGGUGUCAUGGAGCAGACCUGCUGGGAAAGUGGAUUUUUUUAAGGUUUAUCUAAACAGCACUCUUCCAAAUUUAAUGGAGCAACCUCUGAACUCGACCAGUACAUCCUUUGUGUUUGAAGGUCUGUCUGCAGGGACACUUUACACGGCCAGGGUAAUCACACAUAGUGGACCUUUUAAUGUAUCAUCAGGAUUCAUCACCAAUGCAACGUUCCCUAACCCUCCUGGGUCGAUUGAGGUCCUGACAAAGACGACCGGUACCAUUGAACUUAGAUGGGAGGAGGCUCCUCUGAUGACAGGUGCAUCAUUCUCCUACAAACUGACUCACACACCAUCCCAGGGAAAUGGAUCUGUCAGUACCACCAACACCACUCACACUUUCAACUCCCUGAUGUCUGGGACGUCCUACAACAUCUCCAUUGUAACAGUGGGUGUCAUGGAUUUUGAGAGUGAGGAGGUUCACAUCUACAUGGUUACGACAAGGCCUUAUAGUGUCGAGCAGCUGAGAGUUGAGCGCUUAAACACAACAACCAUCCAUGUGGUUUGGAGACAACCAGAGCAGUACAAGAGUGAAUAUCAAUAUCGGGUUCAGACGACAGGCUGUGGCUCCCAAAACAAAACUGUCAGAGAAGAAGCUGCCCAGAUCUCAGAGCUCACUCCUGGGACAAACUGCACCCUCUGUGUUUUUGUCAUUGCAGUGAAUGGCAUUGAAGGGGAUGCUAACUGCGUCUCGCAGCACACUCAUCCUGAGUCAGUACAAACCAGUAUCUCCAGCCUGGGCUCCAACAGUUCAGUCCUGGUGUCAUGGAGCAGACCUGCUGGGAAUGUGGAUUUUUUUAAGGUUUAUCUAAACGGCACUCUUCCGAAUUUAAUGGAGCAACUUCUGAACUCGACCAGUACCUCCUUUCUGUUUGAAGGUCUGUCUGCAGGGACACUUUACACGGCCAGGGUAAUCACACAUAGUGGACCCUUUAAUGUAUCAUCAGGAUUCAUCACCAAUGCAACGUUCCCUAACCCUCCUGGGUCGAUUGAGGUCCUGACAAAGGCGACCAGUACCAUUGAAAUUAGAUGGGAGGAGGCUCCUCUGAUGACAGGUGCAUCAUUCUCCUACAAACUGACUCACACACCAUCCCAGGGAAAUGGAUCUGUCAGUACCACCAACACCACUCACACUUUCAACUCCCUGAUAUCUGGGACGUCCUACAACAUCUCCAUUGUAACAGUGGGUGUCAUGGAUUUUGAGAGUGAGGAGGUUCACAUCUACAUGGUUACGACAAGGCCUUAUAGUGUCGAGCAGCUGAGAGUUGAGCGCUUGAACACAACAACCAUCCAUGUGGUUUGGAGACAACCAGAGCAGUACAAGAGUGAAUAUCAAUAUCGGGUUCAGACGACAGGCUGUGGCUCCCAAAACAAAACUGUCAGAGAAGAAGCUGCCCAGAUCUCAGAGCUCACUCCUGGGACAAACUGCACCCUCUGUGUUUUUGUCAUUGCAGUGAAUGGCAUUGAAGGGGAUGCUAACUGCGUCUCGCAGCACACUCAGCCUGAGUCAGUCCAACCCAGUAUCUCCAGCCAGGGCUCCAACAGUUCAGUCCUCGUGUCAUGGAGCAGACCUGCUGGGAAUGUGGAUUUUUUUAAGGUUUAUCUAAACAGCACUCUUUCGAAUUUAAGGGAGCAACUUCAGAACUCGACCAGUACCUCCUUUCUGUUUGAAGGUCUGUCUGCAGGGACACUUUACACGGCCAGGGUAAUCACACAUAGUGGACCCUUUAAUGUAUCAUCAGGAUUCAUCACCAAUGCAACGUUCCCUAACCCUCCUGGGUCGAUUGAGGUCCUGACAAAGACGACCGGUACCAUUGAAAUUAGAUGGGAGGAGGCUCCUCUGAUGACAGGUACAUCAUUCUUCUACAAACUGACUCACACACCAUCCCAGGGAAAUGGAUCUGUCAGUACCACCGACACCACUCACACUUUCAACUCCCUGAUCUCUGGGACGUCCUACAACAUCUCCAUUGUAACCGUGGGUGUCAUGGAUUUUGAGAGUGAGGAGGUUCACAUCUACAUGGUUACGACAAGACCGUAUAGUGUUCAGAGCUUGAGGGCUCACACCUUAAACACAACAGCUGUUCAUCUAUUUUGGAUGGAACCACUGGAGCCCAAGGAUGAAUAUAAAUAUCGGGUUCAGACGACAGGCUGUGGUUCCGGAAACAAAACUGUCACACAAGAAGCGGCACAGAUGUCAGAGCUCACUCCUGGGACAGAAUGCACUUUCUGUGUUUUUGUCAUCGCAGUGAAUGGCAUUGAAGGGGACGGAAACUGCAUGUCGCAGUACACCAAGCCUGAGUCAGUCCAACCCAGUAUCUCCAGCCAGGGCUCCAACAGUUCAGUCCUGGUGUCAUGGAGCAGACCUGCUGGGAAUGUGGAUUUUUUUAAGGUUUAUCUAAACAGCACUCUUUCGAAUUUAACGGAGCAACUUCUAAAUCCGACCAGUACCUUCUCUGAAUUUGAAGGUCUGUCUGCAGGAACACUUUACACGGCCAGGGUAAUCACACAUAGUGGACCCUUUAAUGUAUCAUCAGGAUUCAUCACCAAUGCAACGUUCCCUAACCCUCCUGGGUCGAUUGAGGUCCUGACAAAGACGGCCAGUACCAUUGAAAUUAGAUGGGAGGAGGCUCCUCUGAUGACAGGUGUAUCAUUCUUCUACAAACUGACUCACACACCAUCCCAGGGAAAUGGAUCUGUCACUACCACCAACACCACUCACACUUUUCACUCCCUGAUCUCUGGGGUGUAUUACAACAUCUCCAUUAUAACAGUGGGUGUAAUGGAUUUUCAGAGCAAGGAGGUACAUCUCUACAUGGUUAAUACAAGCAGACUAGAUGUGGGGUCGGUUGUGGCCCGAAUGACACAAGAAGACAAAAUCACCGUCAAGUGGGAAAAACCUGGCGAUUACCAGGGAGGAUACCAUUACAUUUUGACUUGGCACAGUGAAGCUGGGCUCAGAAAUAUCAGAAAUAUUACAACAAUGCAAACUGAGUAUACCAUCGAUGACCUGGAUCCUGGCAGCCAAUAUUACUAUAGCGUCACCCCAGACAUCGUUAUGGGAAGCUAUGGUGUCACAACACGGAAUUCCAGCUGCACAAAUGCAGCCCAAGUGAAAAACCUUACAUGUGAAGGUCCAAACAAACCAAAGGCGGAAAUCAUCCUGUCCUGGACCAAACCCAGGGGUAGAAACUCUGGAUUCCAGGUCACUGUGAACAAUAGCAAGACCACAAUCUCCUUUCUCAAUACUACUGUGUCCAAUCUUCGCCACCAUACUAAAUACAAUCUAACUGUAGUGACUCUGAGCUGUGGACAGCCCAGCACACCUGUGUCUCAAGACUGUUCGACAGGCAUUACAGAUCCACCCAUUCCACCUCACUAUGAGACACUGGUGGAUGUUGUUAAAACGGAACACAAAAGGUUCUCCAUUGAGAUUAACAGAGAGCUGCUGGAUAACAACAAUGGACCAGUCACACAUGUUGGGGUGCUGAUGACCAAAAACCCUGCAGAUAACACUUCUGACUUGAGAACAUACUUGGGGAACACGUAUGAUCAAUGGAAGGCAGAACAGACUCCAGUCUACCUGGCAACAGUGACUGAGAUCAACCCCCAGCUCCGCAGUAUACAGGACCAAUUGAGCAUAGAAGUUGGAGAUGAAAUUGAAUGGGAGGGCUACACCAAUGGACCUCUUGAUAGCAGUAGAAUAUACCAAUAUGCCAUUGUGUUGUUCACCAGUCUGAAUUUGCAAAACCGCCUUGUGAAUUACCAAGAGUCCCUGGUCUCAAUCACAAACUUCUAUCCUGCUGUUACACUCCCAUCAAACCCAGCAGCUGUCACUGCCAUCGCUGUCGGAGUAACCAUGGGUAUUUUUUCUGUGUUGUUCAUCAUCCUCGUUGGCUUCAUUAUCUACUGGAAAAGGAUGUACAAGAAGGAAACACCAGAGAUCGAGUUUCAGUCCAUGAGAUCCAAAGCUGUACCUAAGUGCUUUUCUGAACAAAACUCAUCUGCCAUCUUCCCUCCUGGUGGUCGUCUGAGCAGAAGUAUAUCUGUGAGGAUCGAGGACUAUGAGGCCUACUUCAGGAAGCAGAAAGCAGACUCCAACUGUGGCUUUGCAGAAGAGUUUGAGGACCUGAAGCUUGUUGGCACAAGUCAGUCGAGAAUAAGUGCUCUGACCCUGGAGAACAAGGCUAAGAACCGCUACAACAAUGUGCUUCCAUAUGACUGUUCUAGGGUGAAACUCUCUAUUAUCCAUGGAAGUCCAUUUGACGACUACAUCAAUGCUAACUACAUGCCGGGUUUCAACUCCAGGAAGGAGUUCAUAGCAGCUCAGGGUCCUCUGCCUGCCACAGUCGGGGAUUUCUGGAGGAUGAUAUGGGAGAAGAACGUACAGACCCUGGUCAUGCUGACACGCUGUAAUGAACAGGGACGAGUAAAAUGUGAGCAGUACUGGGGUCCUGGCACCAAGCACUUUGAAAACAUCACUGUGACAACAACCUCUGACAUACCACUUGAAGACUGGACCAUCAGGGAAUUUGAAGUUAAAAACGUGAAAACUAUGGAGACCCGCUCAGUGAGACAGUUCCACUUCACAGCAUGGCCAGAUCAUGGCGUACCAGAAACCACCGAGCUCCUCAUCGGCUUCAGACAUCUGGUCAGAGAACACAUGGACCAAUACUCCAAACACUCGCCCACUGUGGUCCACUGCAGUGCUGGUGUUGGACGCACAGGCACCUUCAUAGCCAUAGACACUCUGAUCUUCCAGAUUGAGAGGGAAAAUGCUGUGGACAUCUUCGGCACCGUCCAUGAGCUGCGUAUGCACCGGACCCUUAUGGUGCAGACGGAGGAUCAGUAUGUGUUCUUAAACCAGUGUGCCAUGGACCUCAUCAAGUCAAGAACUGGAACCAAUGUGGAUCUAAUCUACCAAAAUGCCGCUGCAUUCCCCAUUUAUGAGAACAUAGACCCCAAAAAAGGUCAUAACAAAAACGGGUACAACAAUAAUUAGGCCUCCAAAACUGCUCAGGUCGUCUACUUCCUCCUGUGCUCUUUGCACAAAACUGAGCAAACAUUUGUAAAGGGAUUGCUUUUAAUAGAUUUAGCUGUAUUUAUUUUUGUACACCUGUCUUUAUGGACCUUGUAACUUUCUGGAUUCAAACGUGCCAUUUCUAUUGUAUUUAUUUCUUUAAUAUAUUGAAUGUUGGAUGAAGAAGAGAAUUGUAUGUGGAGACGAUCACUGUACAAAGACUUGUGGUUUAUUUGUAAACUUCUGUCUUAGAUUCUUUCCCAUAAGUAAAUACUUUUGUUUUGCUCAGUUGUAAUUUAUUUCCUUUUGCUUACUACUGUAUGUGAUUUACUGUUGAUUACGUUUUUCAGCUCAGGUAAUAUGUUGGAUGCAUGCAAAGGCAUAUUACAAUCCGAGUGGCUAUGUGAAGGAAUGCUGGCAUAAAUACUGUGUACCUUUUUAAAAACAUGUGCACUUAAAUACCACUAGGUGGCAUUCUUCUAUUUUGUUUUUGGAAAGAAAUAAUCCAAAAGAAAAUCAUGAACUGUUUUACCUCCUUAUGGGGCCCUUAAAAUGUGUUUUUUUUCUUCUUCGGUUUAUCAUAGUUUGUUGACAUUUGUCAGAUUGUACAGCAUUUUUUUGCACAUUUAAACCAAUUUGAACUGUGCAAUGACUGUUAAUGGAACGUUAGUUGUUAAUUGCUGAAGAAUACUUUAUAUGUGUGUGCACACUGUAGCAAAUAAUGCACUGGAUGCAUUUGUCUCCAUAUACUGUCCACUUUUUUUUUUUAAUGUGAUACUAUUCUCUUAUGAGUAUCCUCAACUAUUUUAGCUCAUGCAUCGGAUUCGUCUUAACCUUAUCAUUUUCAGUUGCAAGAAAAAGCUCAGGAAGUCAACAGUGGACAUUUUAUUUUGAAAUGUAGAUAAUCCAUUGUGCAUCAGUGUGUAGUCUGAUGAAGCCAAAGGUCACAUUCAUUAUUGUCAAUUUUUUUUUUUAUUACAUUAUAAAUGUAUAAUAGAAACAGAGACACUUCCUGUGAUAUUGAUAUCACCAGAGGAGCAGAAACAUUAUGUUCUGCUUCCAAAGGGUCUAACUUUUCUAAGGUAACUGAUAUGUCCAGUUGUCCAGACGCCUUUUUUUUGGAACUCCUCUUUUAUUUGUUUUAUAUCGUAAUGUACUUUGUAACAUUUAAAAGCACAUUUUGAAUUUAAGGCAUUUAUUUUAACUUUGUAUUUGAUAUGCUUUAUAAGAUGCUUGCUGGUACAAUGCAAAAGAAAUGCAAUCUGAGUAAGGUUUUUAAUAUUUGAAUAUCUGUCUGUCAAACAAAAUGGCAUUAAAGAUGUUUU